Aricia agestis (brown argus) is the source of this 3293-nucleotide messenger RNA. RefSeq lists its product as uncharacterized. The transcript has 5 exons. NCBI's taxonomy places the organism in Eukaryota, Metazoa, Arthropoda, Insecta, Lepidoptera, Lycaenidae. The coding region runs from base 99 to 3293 and encodes 1064 amino acids. Gene Ontology annotation, molecular function: nucleic acid binding. The record is from RefSeq and is a predicted model, not a curated record.
ACGACUCCUGAUUUCAUCCCUGAGAACCAACCUCAUAUGUGGCGCCCCAACGUCUCGGAAAAGGGCGGAAACCAGUGAAGUGUGAAAAGUGGUACACCAUGCCGAUGACAAGAAGCAGAGCGGCGAGCCUUACACGUAGGGAGGAGGAGCAAAAUGCCUCUCGACCGAGCACGCCAGCCGCGUCGUUUGAAAAUCUUCAAAAUGGCGACGACGCGUCCCUGCACCGAGUCGAAACAACAUUCACCCAAGAAAAUAUGACAUCGAUAAUCGCGUCGUUGCAGCGAUCCCAGACCGAAGCCUUUCGGGAAUUACUGCAAUCUGUUAGGGCCAAUUCGACAUUUUCCGUCCCGCCAGCCGAAGCUACACUUGCGCGUUGCACGGCGUCCUUCUCCGGCCGAAGCAAAGAGUCGGUAGAAGCCUUUAUCGACGCCAUAGAAGCAUAUUGCGAAUGUGCGCAAGUGUCGGACGCUAACAUUAUAAGAGGCCUGGCAUACCUCCUUAAAGAAGACGCCGCCACGUGGUGGCAAGGGAUAAAAGACACCUUAUCAACAUGGCGGCAGGCUAAAGAAAACCUAAUUAGUGCAUACGGAGACCGUCGCCCUCCACACCGAAUAUAUCUCGAAAUAUUCGGCAGUCCUCAGCAAAGCGAAAAUACAGAUAUUUUCGUCGCGCGAAUACGCGCCCUUCUUGCGAGGUUACCAAGGGGCGAUCUAUCUCUUUCCGCUCAAAUGGACAUCACCUACGCGCUUACGAGUAGCCGCAUCCGAGAAAGGCUCAGAAGAGAAGAAAUCGGCAGCUUCACGGAUUUUCUACGCCUCGCACGAGCGGUCGAGGACGCCUUCGACGAGGGACGGAGGCCCAGCUCGGGCCUGAAACCAGCACUGCAUGUGGCUCCCGCCUCGUCAUCUCCCGACGCCGUGUACCCGGUCCCGCGCGAGCCGGCCGUAGCAGGCCCUGCUCCCGUGCGUGCCGCUACUCGUCAGCAGCCUCCAUCAUCAGCUCCGGCGCGACACCCGCCCACGGCGCCGGCGUCCACGGCGCCGACCAGGGAGUUGCCCGCGCCCACGAAGAAGUCCCGGCCGAUGUGUGUUUACUGCAAACGCUACGGCCAUACGAGAGACCAGUGUCGUAAGUUGAUGACCCCAGGUGAGCCUCAAUAUUCUAAUAACUCUAACUUAGUACGAAACAGUGAAAAGAUAAGUGAGCAAAAUAACUCUUUCUAUUCUAUCGAUUCUCAUAAUUGCGUAUCCCAAAGCGAUCAUAACCUUAGUCCAAAUGUAAAGUGUUUAUGCACUAGAAACUCUAAGAACAAUAGUGAUUAUACCUAUAAUUAUAACAGUGGUAAAAAUAAGUGUUAUAACUCGAAAAAUGUAUGCUUUUCUAAAAGUUCAUUGACCUUACAAGACACUACAAAUGUAAGUGACAAUAAUUCUAAGAAUUUUAAGUUUUGUAUGGAGUGUAAAAGUUCAUUGACCUUACAAGACACUACAAAUGUAAGUGACUAUAAUUCUAAGAAUUUUAAGUCUUGUAUGGAGUGUAAUAAUAUUUUGUGUAAAAAUAAUGAAUGUUUUAUGAUAUCGUGCACUCCACAAAACACUUUAAACAUAAACGAGUGUAAUAAUGAUUUGUGUAAAAAUAAUAAUUACUGUUCUUGUAAUAAAAAUCAUAGUCUAGGAGCUGAUAGCUUAAAUAAUAUGCAACUAAAGUGUACACAAGAAAUUUUUUCGAAUAACUUUCUGUAUCACAAUAGUUCUUCUCCUCCUUCUUCCAUUUGUAACAUUCACGGUCAAAAGGACAAUAACUCAAAAAUUGUAAAUAAUGUAAAAAGUGUAUUUUCUAGCUGUAAGUGUGAGUGUGCUCGCGAGUACGACAGUGACAAUCCCCGUAACGGUCGCGAAUUACGACCGACUUUUAAAAUUAAAAUUUUAGGGUUUCACGGCACCGCGUUGAUUGACACGGCGGCAAAGCACUGUAUUGCCGGUCACUCGCUAUACACUCUCCUUCAAAGUCAGGGAUACCCUCUCCACCCGUCUACGCGUGAAGUUAAACUUGCUGACGGUGUUAUUCGCAUAAUGGAAGUUCUUACCACCACUUUAGAUGUGGCUUUAGAGUCAAAAGUUAUUACAAUGCCAUUCUUAAUUUUCCCGGAUUCCAUUAAUAACGAAACCUUGCUCGGGAUAGACUUUAUCACCGCCGCAGGUGUUGUGAUAGAUUUCAGUAGGGAUAUUUGGUUUUUCGGUGCUGAUGGUGGUAACGUAAAAUAUAAUCUGUGUUUUGAACCAACCUCUCGUACCGUGUCGUGUGCAUCCACAGCUGUUGUUCUCCGAGAGGACGAAGGUGCCCAUCUCACGCCAGCUGAACGACAGGCGCUCGCCGACGUCAUCAACAAGCACGCACAGGUAUUUGCAGCAGGGGGAGGUCCUACGCCGUAUGCAGUACACAGAAUUGACACAGGUGAGCACCAACCUAUUGCAGUACCUCCAUAUCGCCUCAACCCUUCCAAGAAGGAGCUGAUGAGGAAGGAAAUUGACAAAAUGCUAAAGGAAGACGUGAUAGAAGAAUGUGAAUCGGCUUGGUGCUCUCCGGCGCUCAUGGUACCAAAACCAAAUGGUUCUAUCCGUUUUUGCAUUGAUUACCGGCGGUACGUGGACGAUCUCCUAGUAAUCUCUGAAGGUUACCAGCGCCAUCUGUCGGACCUGGAGGCAGUAUUCAAGCGUUUGGCUGAAUUUAACCUACACGUCAACAGGGACAAGUGCCACUUUGCCAGAGAGAGCGUGAAAUAUCUCGGCCACGUCAUUACACAAGACGGCAUAUCCACUGACCCUGAUAAGUACACACCAGGGAAGGCGAAUGUCGUGGCAGACACACUUAGCAGACCGAUCUGUUCAAGCGAGUCCCGUGAAGACUGCGGCAUAUGCUCCGUUAUAUGUGAUCUGCCCACAAAGACUCCUAGCCAACUACGCUCUGAUCAAAUCGCAGAUUGUGAACUGGAAAAGAAUUUCAUACCUCUGUAUCAUCCGGAAUCAAAUCCUGCGGAGCGAAAGAACCGUGAUUUAAAGGCAAUGUUAGCUCACCUCGUGGAGGAAAACCACUCUUCGUGGCCGAAGAAGCUACCGGUUAUUCGUUUCGCUCUGAACUCUGCCAAGUGUCGCACAACGGGCAAGUCACCGGCGUAUCUCUCCUUUGGCAGGGAGAUGAGGUCCCCUUCAGAGCGAUCAGGGAACGCGUGGAAGAGCAGCAAGAUAAGACCAAACAGUACGCUGAUGCGGCACGUCGCCCAGCAGUGGAUCUGA